Prorocentrum cordatum is the source of this 1521-nucleotide messenger RNA. The record is from the annotation of a GenBank genome assembly. NCBI's taxonomy places the organism in Eukaryota, Dinophyceae, Prorocentrales, Prorocentraceae.
GGUCCAGGAGGCGGACGCCGCCGCGGAGGCGCUGCCCGAGGAGCAGCCGCCCCCACCGGCGGCGCGGCGGCUGCUCGUCCGGCCUGAGGUAGGCCACGAGGCCGACGCGCUGCGGCAGCAGGUCGCGGAUGCGCGCCGGAGGCUGGAGGCCUACGACAGGGAGGUGACGAAGCUGACCAAGCAGCUGAAGCAGUGCCGCACCGCCGUUUGGGAGCAGCAGCGACUGCAGAGCGCGAGCGAGGCUGGCCUCGCGCGGCUGAUCGCGGAGAGGAUCGGCGAGCUGCCCCCGGGGACGGCGGAGGAGCUGCAGAGGGCCGACGCCGCCGCCAGGGAGUUGGCGCAGGAGCUCAGCGAGGCGCGGGCCCAGGCCUCGCGGUGGUCGUCGAUGGCCAAGCGCCAGGACACCAUGCUCCAGCAGGAGCUGGAGGCGGCCGAGGGCGACGCCCACCUCCGCCUCCUCGCGAGGCACCCCGCCGGCGAGGUGUUCAUGGUCCGGCAGUACAAUCGCGACAUGGACAGCGAGGACGGCUACAGCGACGCCCCCCCCCGCCACGGGAUCCGCCGGCAGAUGGGCCCAGACGACGCCGACAUGACCAGCGAGGACGAGACGGCCACAACCGCCACGGGUGGCGGGCCGCUUGGGCUCCGGCCCCGCGUCGGCGUCGGCGGCGCGGACUCCGACAGCAGCAGCGUGCCGCCGAGCCCGUCCGACGGCACUGGAAGCGCGUCCGCCGGCGCCAGCGGGGGCGUGGCCGCGUCGCUGGCAGCCGCGGCGGCCGCCGGGCGCGGCGGCGCCGCCCAGAGGAAGGGCGACACGUCGUCGGACGAGGAGGCGGGCUCCUCCGCCGGCCCCAGCAGCGCGUCCGCGGGCGCAAGCGGGGGCGUCGGCGCGUCGCUGGCCGCGGCGGCCAGGGGGCGCAACGGCGGCCUGCAGAGUAAGGGCGACACGUCGUCGGACGAGGACCAGGAGCCCCGCGCAGCGCAGCGGCCACGCGGCGCCCUGGCGACCGCCCACCUGGCAGCGCAGACUUUCGCGGACAUCGCGGGCUCCGAGGAGCACCGGGGGCGGCGGCAGCCUGCGCCAGCGCCGGCCGCUGCCGUCAGCCGGGGCCGCCCUGUGGUCCGCGCCGACGAGGCCGAGGAGAUCUCUUCAGAGGAGGACAUCGUCGAGUUCGAGGAGGACAGCGAGGGGAGUGCGUGAAUUAAUCGGUGGCGGAUGUUGCCGCGACAACCUCCUUGUGCAGUCCAGCUCCGGCCGCCUCUUCAAUAUUAUUUCGCGGCCCCUGCUCUUUGCGCACUGGACUAGGCGCGGCGUUUGCUUGCACGGGAGCUGUGGCCAGGCGUCGAAAGGGGGGAAAAGGGACGGCGGCGCACGUGCGGCGGACAUCGGCAGAGCAGCACGCGGCAGGCCACCCAGACCCUUUUCCGCACCGCGGAAGGAUCACGACCGAAGGCAGCCACACGUGGACGACGAGAAGAGCAGAGCCUUGCGCACGACGACAUAGAGUCGGGGCCCUGAAG